UGCUAUAUGGCUGGUGAGGGGGCGACCACGUAGUUCACAGCCGUGCGUCACGAGUCGCCUACGUGCGGCAAGCAGCUGUGCCUGCAUACAGCUUCAAGAUUCAAGAUUUUGAUUGAAGAUGGAGUAAGGUGCACUUCUCAUUUGCACUUCCUCAUCCCUCUCUUGGUCGCUUGCCUUGCUCAGCUCGUUAGCCUGUCAUUCUAGUCACCUCAAGCUAGCGAGCAUCUUCGCAACUUUUGAGUCCAGAUUUCUGGACGCGCGAACAAGAGACCUCCAGAGAGGAGGCUCAGCCCCAAGCUCGGAAGAUAGCUUCGCCCGCGAUUCGCAUUCAAAAAGAACCACGAGAGUUCCUCACCGACACUUGCACAAUCGCGGCAGCGGCUAAGCAAGGACGCUUUCACCAGUGCGGGACUCAUCCUGCCCCUCGCGCAAAGAUGCCGUCCGCAUCGCACCCUUCGCUUUCCUCGGCCCUUGCUUCCAUCGAGGAGCAGUUCGAUCUCUCGAAGAUCAAGCUGCAAGGCAUCUUGGACAGGUUCAGAGAAAGGAUGGUGUACGGCUUACAAAAUCAUGGAGCUGCGAUGGCCAUGAUACCCAGCUAUGUCACGGGCACGCCGGAUGGAUCGGAAAAAGGCGUCUACUUGGCUCUGGACCUGGGCGGAACGAAUUUGCGCGUAUGCGAAGUGACGCUCGGUGGUGAAGGGAAGGUGAGCAUGAAGCAGGAAAAGUACAAGGUUUCCGAUCAGCUCAAGACUGGCCCAGUCGAGAACCUGUUCGACUACAUUGCUGCUUCAGUGGCCAAGUUCUUGAAGGAUUUUAGCAGCGCGGCUCCUCAGAACCCGCAGGAUGGGCCUUUGCUCAUGGGCUUCACCUUCAGCUUCCCCGUGGAACAAACAGCUAUAGAUCGAGGCACUCUUAUCAGCUGGACGAAAGGUUUCAGCUGUCCUGGGGCCGUGGGUCUAGAAGUCGUACAGCUGCUGCAAGGGUGUCUGGACCGGCAACAUGUCCCUGUCCGGGUGAAUGCGCUGGUCAACGACACUGUCGGGGCGCUGUUGGCACACGCUUACCAUGCCAAGGGAGCGUUGCUUGGAGCCAUCUUUGGCACAGGCACCAAUGGAGCUUAUGUGGAGGCGGUAGAAAGAAUUGGCAAGAUGAAUGCGGCUCACGCUCACGGUGAAGAGACGAUGAUCAUCAACACCGAAUGGGGAGGCUUCGAUGACGAGCGCGCUGCGCUACUCAUCACCUUGUUUGACAAUACAGUUGAUCGGACUGCGAUCAGACCUCGACACCACGCUUUUGAGAAAAUGAUUAGCGGAAUGUAUCUUGGCGAGGUUGUGCGGACAGUCUUGAUCCAUCUUGUGGACUCUCUGCAUCUCUUCCAAGGCUUUUCCUCAGAGCUACUAAACAAGCAGUACGGCUUCGACACCGCGUACGUGUCAGCAGUCCUCGCAGACAAGAAGCCCUCGAAUUCUGCCGACUCGCCCACUCGAUUGGUUCUGGUGGACACGUUAGGUAUCAAAGCUGAGCACGUUGCCGAGGGAGAUGUCGAGACUGUCAAGGCAGUGUGCAAAAUUGUGGGAAGGCGGGCAGCUAGGUUGAGCAGCGUCGCUAUUGCGGCAACCUUGCAGCAUACCGGGCACGACCAGCAUCGAGGAGGUGCCGAGUUGCAGGAAUCCGACUACAUCGAUAUUGGCUGCGACGGAAGCGUGUACGAAUUCCUGCCUUACUUUGAAGAAUGGGUAAGGGAGGCAUUGCGAGAUCUUGUCGGAGAAGGCGCCGAGAAGCGCGUGCGAAUGGCACUUGCAAAGGAUGGCAGUGGAGUGGGAGCUGCUUUGUGCGCUUUGCAAGCCAAGAAACAACAUGAUAGAAUGCUUGCCAGAAGCAACACAAUUUGAUGCGCGUCAAACUGUGCUGCGCACGGGAGGGCCCUGCCGCUCACAUUGAUGCGCAACUCCCUAAUGAUUGUCUCCUCUGGAUGCUAGCAAUGUCAUUGGUCUUAUGGUAU
Molecule: messenger RNA, 2002 nt
Organism: Ceraceosorus guamensis
Lineage: Eukaryota; Fungi; Basidiomycota; Exobasidiomycetes; Ceraceosorales; Ceraceosoraceae
Exons: 10
Coding region: 435-1892 (485 amino acids)
Biological process (GO): glucose 6-phosphate metabolic process; intracellular glucose homeostasis; glycolytic process
Cellular component (GO): mitochondrion; cytosol
Molecular function (GO): fructokinase activity; D-glucose binding; mannokinase activity
Source: RefSeq, a predicted model, not a curated record